AUGCGUGGCUCGGAAGAAGGGCGUAAUCAAAUCACAGCUAUCGAAGAGCGACUGGAGGCGGACGAGAAGAAGAUGGCUGCAGUCUCGCCACCCGUCUUCCUCAACUUGGCCAAAGCUGCGGUCGGCCUCGAGGCAUACGAACACGUGAUGGGCGACAAACAAUCAUGGAGCGACGCCGACGCCGAACGUCUCGGCGGCGAGUAUGGUCGGCAACUGGGUUGUCUUUGCGGACCUCCCAUUCUUGACCAGCUUCGGGCUGUCUUGAAGCAAAUGGCUUCGGUUGCCGGGCGUCCUGAAGGUUCCGCGUGGCUGAAGGAUACUGAGCCAGAGACUGUCGCUCGAUGGCGACAGAUGACUGGGAUACAGCAGGAGACCCUCCUCCGCCGCUGCGAGCACGCCCUGCAGCACACUGAGGAAUUCGUCGCACUCGGACUGCAACACCAUGGCAGGAUGGCGAGUCCUGCACAGGUUGUGGCCUAUCUUGUGAUGAUUCUCCUCUUCAAGAAGAUCUUAUAG
Rhodotorula toruloides NP11 is the source of this 516-nucleotide messenger RNA. RefSeq lists its product as uncharacterized. The record is from RefSeq and is a predicted model, not a curated record. The transcript has 3 exons. Lineage: Eukaryota; Fungi; Basidiomycota; Microbotryomycetes; Sporidiobolales; Sporidiobolaceae. The coding region runs from base 1 to 516 and encodes 171 amino acids.